Pongo pygmaeus (Bornean orangutan) is the source of this 9288-nucleotide messenger RNA. RefSeq lists its product as uncharacterized. NCBI's taxonomy places the organism in Eukaryota, Metazoa, Chordata, Mammalia, Primates, Hominidae. The record is from RefSeq and is a predicted model, not a curated record. The transcript has 3 exons. The coding region runs from base 908 to 9064 and encodes 2718 amino acids.
UAUUUUGAGGCAGAGUUUUGCUCUUGUUGCCCCGGCAGGAGUGCAAUGGUGCGAUCUCAGCUCACUGCAAUCUCCACCUCUGCAGGAGAGCAGGAAUCUUCAGUGAUCCACGGGCAGAUCUGUAGCCAUUGUGGGCACCUGUUCUUCCCGUGACCUUUGUGCCCGGGUCGCAGCACGUGCUGAGAUCGCGCCAUUGCACUCCAGCCUGGGGGACAAGAGCGAAACUCCAUCUCAACGGAACCCUUAAGGUCGUUCUGUCACUGGGGCCAUUAUGAGCACACACACCCACUCCCUCAGGUUUAAAAGGCGCGUUGCCCGGCAACAGAAGGAACUGCUGGCUUAGCCUUUGGCCGAGUUGGCAGCUCCACGAGGACCCUCAGAGUCCAGCUCUCCAGCGUUCAAGCAUCCGACGGUUCCGAGUCCUCCCAGGAGCGGUUACCUGGGCACUCUGUGCCCCUCAUUCCUGUCAGGGCCCAGGCUGAGGACCUGCUAGUAGGGCUCAGUUGCCUGGAGUCCGUUCAGCCCAUCCCCCAGUUCACUUUGCUUGUGGGAUCUCCCCGUUUCUCCUGCCCCUGGACUGAGUGGCAGGCCAUCCCACAAGCACCCGGACACUUGGCAUCAGUGGUGUCAAGACAACUCUAAGAAGGUUUUCUGUGAUCCUGCAAGACCUGUGUUCCUUCCCGGUGAUUCUGCCUUCAAUUUGAUUGCACAGGUACCACAGCAAGCCAGUGCUGUGUGCGCCGAAUUCCAGGGCAUCCUCCAGCUCAGCCACUACACUGAGCACAAGGAAUCUCUGUGGGACCCAGGAACAGGUAGUCACCCCUUUGGGGCCCACAACACCCGGCUGUCCCCAGACUUGUGGCCAGGGAAGAUAGUAUUGAGGGCCCUCAAGGAGAGCGGGACAGGGAUGGCUGAGCAGGACAAGGACCCUAGAGUCCAAGAGAAUCCUGAUGAUCAGAGAAGGGUCCCCGAGGUCACCAGGGAUGCACGGUCUGCAUUUCGGCCCCUGUCGGACAACGGAGGCCUCUCUCCCUUUGUGCCCAGGCCCGGGCCUCUGCAGAGAGACCGCCAUGCCCAGAGGUCAGAAUUCAGAUAUAACCAGAGAUCCCAGACCUCCUGGACGAGCUCGUGCCCCGAACUAAAUUCCAUCUCGAGCUCCUACAGCUCUACAGGAGGCCUCCUGGGGCUAAAGCGGAGGUGGGGGCCAGCCUCAUCCCACUGCCAGCUGACCCGCAGUUCCUCAAAGACAGUGAGUGAGGACGGACCUCAGGCUGUCUCUUCUGGUCACACCCAGUGUGAAAAGACGGCAGAUAUAGCACCAGGGCAGACACUGGCCCUCAGGAAUGGCUCCCCCAGAUCCCAGGCCUCUAGGCCCCGUAAACGCAAGCUUCCCCUGCCGUCACGCAGGCAAGGGGAUCCUCUGAUGCUGCCACCUCCCUUAGUGCUGGGGUUCCAGGUCACUGCUGAAGACCUGGACCUGGAGAAGGAGGCGGCAUUCCAGCGCAUCAACAGUGAACUGCGGGCUGAGGCCAAAGCCAUCUCGGACUGUAGACCCUCACGGCCUUCCCACGCUUUGUCCUCACUUGCAACAGGGACUUCUGGUGUGCCUACCAUCUCUAAAGCACCCAGUAUGGAUGCACAGCAGGAGAGACACAAGUCCCAAGACUGCCUGGGCCCAGUGGCCCCCCUAGCUUCUGCUGCAGAGGUCCCCUCUACAGCUCCUGUGUCUGGGAAGAAGCACAGACCACCAGGCCCCCUGUUCUCCUCCUCAGAUCCCCUUCCUGCCACCUCUUCCCACUCCCGGGACUCAGCCCAGGUCACCUCGCUGAUUCCUGCCCCCUUCCCAGCUGCAAGCAUGGAUGCGGACAUCAGAAGAACAACGCCUGGCACUUCUGCUCCUGCAGCUGCCGCAGAAGCCCCUCCCCCCUCCACAUUGAACCCCACAUCGGGGUCACUACUGAAUGGAGUGGAUGGAGGCCCUUCACAUUUCUGGGCCACAGUCACAGCUGAAGCAGGUGCCCAGAGGUCAGAAGUCAGAUAUAACAAGAGAUCCCAGACCUCCUGGACGAGCUCGUGCCCCAAACAAAUUGCCACCUCGAGCUCCUACAGCUCUACGGGAGGCCUCCCUGGGCUAAAGCGGAGGUGGGGGCCAGCCUCAUCCCACUGCCAGCUGACCUGCAGUUCCUCAAAGACAGUGAGUGAGGACGGACCUCAGGCUGUCUCUUCGGGUCACACCCAGUGUGAAAAGACGGCAGAUAUAGCACCAGGGCAGACACUGGCCCUCAGGAAUGGCUCCCCCAGAUCCCAGGCCUCUAGGCCCCGUAAACGCAAGCUUCCCCUGCCGUCACGCAGGCAAGGGGAUCCUCUGAUGCUGCCACCUCCCUUAGUGCUGGGGUUCCAGGUCACUGCUGAAGACCUGGACCUGGAGAAGGAGGCGGCAUUCCAGCGCAUCAACAGUGAACUGCGGGCUGAGGCCAAAGCCAUCUCGGACUGUAGACCCUCACGGCCUUCCCACGCUUUGUCCUCACUUGCAACAGGGACUUCUGGUGUGCCUACCAUCUCUAAAGCACCCAGUAUGGAUGCACAGCAGGAGAGACACAAGUCCCAAGACUGCCUGGGCCCAGUGGCCCCCCUAGCUUCUGCUGCAGAGGUCCCCUCUACAGCUCCUGUGUCUGGGAAGAAGCACAGACCACCAGGCCCCCUGUUCUCCUCCUCAGAUCCCCUUCCUGCCACCUCUUCCCACUCCCGGGACUCAGCCCAGGUCACCUCGCUGAUUCCUGCCCCCUUCCCAGCUGCAAGCAUGGAUGCGGACAUCAGAAGAACAACGCCUGGCACUUCUGCUCCUGCAGCUGCCGCAGAAGCCCCUCCCCCCUCCACAUUGAACCCCACGUCGGGGUCACUACUGAAUGGAGUGGAUGGAGGCCCUUCACAUUUCUGGGCCACAGUCACAGCUGAAGCAGGUGCCCAGAGGUCAGAAGUCAGAUAUAACAAGAGAUCCCAGACCUCCUGGACGAGCUCGUGCCCCAAACAAAUUGCCACCUCGAGCUCCUACAGCUCUACGGGAGGCCUCCCUGGGCUAAAGCGGAGGUGGGGGCCAGCCUCAUCCCACUGCCAGCUGACCUGCAGUUCCUCAAAGACAGUGAGUGAGGACGGACCUCAGGCUGUCUCUUCGGGUCACACCCAGUGUGAAAAGACGGCAGAUAUAGCACCAGGGCAGACACUGGCCCUCAGGAAUGGCUCCCCCAGAUCCCAGGCCUCUAGGCCCCGUAAACGCAAGCUUCCCCUGCCGUCACGCAGGCAAGGGGAUCCUCUGAUGCUGCCACCUCCCUUAGUGCUGGGGUUCCAGGUCACUGCUGAAGACCUGGACCUGGAGAAGGAGGCGGCAUUCCAGCGCAUCAACAGUGAACUGCGGGCUGAGGCCAAAGCCAUCUCGGACUGUAGACCCUCACGGCCUUCCCACGCUUUGUCCUCACUUGCAACAGGGACUUCUGGUGUGCCUACCAUCUCUAAAGCACCCAGUAUGGAUGCACAGCAGGAGAGACACAAGUCCCAAGACUGCCUGGGCCCAGUGGCCCCCCUAGCUUCUGCUGCAGAGGUCCCCUCUACAGCUCCUGUGUCUGGGAAGAAGCACAGACCACCAGGCCCCCUGUUCUCCUCCUCAGAUCCCCUUCCUGCCACCUCUUCCCACUCCCGGGACUCAGCCCAGGUCACCUCGCUGAUUCCUGCCCCCUUCCCAGCUGCAAGCAUGGAUGCGGACAUCAGAAGAACAACGCCUGGCACUUCUGCUCCUGCAGCUGCCGCAGAAGCCCCUCCCCCCUCCACAUUGAACCCCACGUCGGGGUCACUACUGAAUGGAGUGGAUGGAGGCCCUUCACAUUUCUGGGCCACAGUCACAGCUGAAGCAGGUGCCCAGAGGUCAGAAGUCAGAUAUAACAAGAGAUCCCAGACCUCCUGGACGAGCUCGUGCCCCAAACAAAUUGCCACCUCGAGCUCCUACAGCUCUACGGGAGGCCUCCCUGGGCUAAAGCGGAGGUGGGGGCCAGCCUCAUCCCACUGCCAGCUGACCUGCAGUUCCUCAAAGACAGUGAGUGAGGACGGACCUCAGGCUGUCUCUUCGGGUCACACCCAGUGUGAAAAGACGGCAGAUAUAGCACCAGGGCAGACACUGGCCCUCAGGAAUGGCUCCCCCAGAUCCCAGGCCUCUAGGCCCCGUAAACGCAAGCUUCCCCUGCCGUCACGCAGGCAAGGGGAUCCUCUGAUGCUGCCACCUCCCUUAGUGCUGGGGUUCCAGGUCACUGCUGAAGACCUGGACCUGGAGAAGGAGGCGGCAUUCCAGCGCAUCAACAGUGAACUGCGGGCUGAGGCCAAAGCCAUCUCGGACUGUAGACCCUCACGGCCUUCCCACGCUUUGUCCUCACUUGCAACAGGGACUUCUGGUGUGCCUACCAUCUCUAAAGCACCCAGUAUGGAUGCACAGCAGGAGAGACACAAGUCCCAAGACUGCCUGGGCCCAGUGGCCCCCCUAGCUUCUGCUGCAGAGGUCCCCUCUACAGCUCCUGUGUCUGGGAAGAAGCACAGACCACCAGGCCCCCUGUUCUCCUCCUCAGAUCCCCUUCCUGCCACCUCUUCCCACUCCCGGGACUCAGCCCAGGUCACCUCGCUGAUUCCUGCCCCCUUCCCAGCUGCAAGCAUGGAUGCGGACAUCAGAAGAACAACGCCUGGCACUUCUGCUCCUGCAGCUGCCGCAGAAGCCCCUCCCCCCUCCACAUUGAACCCCACGUCGGGGUCACUACUGAAUGGAGUGGAUGGAGGCCCUUCACAUUUCUGGGCCACAGUCACAGCUGAAGCAGGUGCCCAGAGGUCAGAAGUCAGAUAUAACAAGAGAUCCCAGACCUCCUGGACGAGCUCGUGCCCCAAACAAAUUGCCACCUCGAGCUCCUACAGCUCUACGGGAGGCCUCCCUGGGCUAAAGCGGAGGUGGGGGCCAGCCUCAUCCCACUGCCAGCUGACCUGCAGUUCCUCAAAGACAGUGAGUGAGGACGGACCUCAGGCUGUCUCUUCGGGUCACACCCAGUGUGAAAAGACGGCAGAUAUAGCACCAGGGCAGACACUGGCCCUCAGGAAUGGCUCCCCCAGAUCCCAGGCCUCUAGGCCCCGUAAACGCAAGCUUCCCCUGCCGUCACGCAGGCAAGGGGAUCCUCUGAUGCUGCCACCUCCCUUAGAGCUGGGGUUCCGGGUCACUGCCGAAGACCUGGACCUGGAGAAGGAGGCGGCAUUCCAGCGCAUCAACAGUGAACUGCGGGCUGAGACCAGGGCCAUCUCGGACUGUAGACCCUCACGGCCUUCCCACACUUUGUCCUCACUUGCAACAGGGGCUUCUGGUCUGCCUGCCAUCUCUAAAGCACCCAGUAUGGAUGCACAGCAGGAGAGACACAAGUCCCAAGACUGCCUGGGCCCAGUGGCCCCCCUAGCUUCUGCUGCAGAGGUCCUCUCUACAGCUCCUGUGUCUGGGAAGAAGCACAGACCACCAGGCCCCCUUUUCUCCUCCUCAGAUACCUGUCCUGCCACCUCUUCCCACUCCCGGGACUCAGCCCAGGUCACCUCGCUGAUUCCUGCCCCCUUCCCAGCUGCAAGCAUGGAUGCGGGCAUCAGAAGAACAAGGCCUGGCACUUCUGCUCCUGCAGCUGCCACAGCAGCCCCUCCCCCCUCCACAUUGAACCCCACGUCGGGGUCACUACUGAAUGGAGUGGAUGGAGGCCCUUCACAUUUCUGGGCCUCAGCCGCAGCUGAAGCAGGUGCCCAGAGGUCAGAAGUCAGAUAUAACAAGAGAUCCCAGACCUCCUGGACGAGCUCGUGCACCACACGAAAUGCCAUCUCGAGUUCCUACAGCUCUACGGGAGGUCUCCCGGGGCUAAAGCAGAAGAGGGGGCCAGCUUCAUCCCACUGCCAGCUAACCCUCAGUUCCUCAAAGACAGUGAGUGAGGACGGACCUCAGGCUGUCUCUUCGGGUCACACCCGGUGUGAAAAGGCGGCAGAUAUAGCACCAGGGCAGACACUCGCCCCCAGGAAUGGCUCCCCCAGAUCCCAGGCCUCUAGGCCCCGUAGACGCAAUGAACUGCGGGCUGAGGCCAAAGCCAUCUCGGACUGUAGACCCUCACGGCCUUCCCACGCUUUGUCCUCACUUGCAACAGGGACUUCUGGUGUGCCUACCAUCUCUAAAGCACCCAGUAUGGAUGCACAGCAGGAGAGACACAAGUCCCAAGACUGCCUGGGCCCAGUGGCCCCCCUAGCUUCUGCUGCAGAGGUCCCCUCUACAGCUCCUGUGUCUGGGAAGAAGCACAGACCACCAGGCCCCCUGUUCUCCUCCUCAGAUCCCCUUCCUGCCACCUCUUCCCACUCCCGGGACUCAGCCCAGGUCACCUCGCUGAUUCCUGCCCCCUUCCCAGCUGCAAGCAUGGAUGCGGACAUCAGAAGAACAACGCCUGGCACUUCUGCUCCUGCAGCUGCCGCAGAAGCCCCUCCCCCCUCCACAUUGAACCCCACGUCGGGGUCACUACUGAAUGGAGUGGAUGGAGGCCCUUCACAUUUCUGGGCCACAGUCACAGCUGAAGCAGGUGCCCAGAGGUCAGAAGUCAGAUAUAACAAGAGAUCCCAGACCUCCUGGACGAGCUCGUGCCCCAAACAAAUUGCCACCUCGAGCUCCUACAGCUCUACGGGAGGCCUCCCUGGGCUAAAGCGGAGGUGGGGGCCAGCCUCAUCCCACUGCCAGCUGACCUGCAGUUCCUCAAAGACAGUGAGUGAGGACGGACCUCAGGCUGUCUCUUCGGGUCACACCCAGUGUGAAAAGACGGCAGAUAUAGCACCAGGGCAGACACUGGCCCUCAGGAAUGGCUCCCCCAGAUCCCAGGCCUCUAGGCCCCGUAAACGCAAGCUUCCCCUGCCGUCACGCAGGCAAGGGGAUCCUCUGAUGCUGCCACCUCCCUUAGUGCUGGGGUUCCAGGUCACUGCUGAAGACCUGGACCUGGAGAAGGAGGCGGCAUUCCAGCGCAUCAACAGUGAACUGCGGGCUGAGGCCAAAGCCAUCUCGGACUGUAGACCCUCACGGCCUUCCCACGCUUUGUCCUCACUUGCAACAGGGACUUCUGGUGUGCCUACCAUCUCUAAAGCACCCAGUAUGGAUGCACAGCAGGAGAGACACAAGUCCCAAGACUGCCUGGGCCCAGUGGCCCCCCUAGCUUCUGCUGCAGAGGUCCCCUCUACAGCUCCUGUGUCUGGGAAGAAGCACAGACCACCAGGCCCCCUGUUCUCCUCCUCAGAUCCCCUUCCUGCCACCUCUUCCCACUCCCGGGACUCAGCCCAGGUCACCUCGCUGAUUCCUGCCCCCUUCCCAGCUGCAAGCAUGGAUGCGGACAUCAGAAGAACAACGCCUGGCACUUCUGCUCCUGCAGCUGCCGCAGAAGCCCCUCCCCCCUCCACAUUGAACCCCACGUCGGGGUCACUACUGAAUGGAGUGGAUGGAGGCCCUUCACAUUUCUGGGCCACAGUCACAGCUGAAGCAGGUGCCCAGAGGUCAGAAGUCAGAUAUAACAAGAGAUCCCAGACCUCCUGGACGAGCUCGUGCCCCAAACAAAUUGCCACCUCGAGCUCCUACAGCUCUACGGGAGGCCUCCCUGGGCUAAAGCGGAGGUGGGGGCCAGCCUCAUCCCACUGCCAGCUGACCUGCAGUUCCUCAAAGACAGUGAGUGAGGACGGACCUCAGGCUGUCUCUUCGGGUCACACCCAGUGUGAAAAGACGGCAGAUAUAGCACCAGGGCAGACACUGGCCCUCAGGAAUGGCUCCCCCAGAUCCCAGGCCUCUAGGCCCCGUAAACGCAAGCUUCCCCUGCCGUCACGCAGGCAAGGGGAUCCUCUGAUGCUGCCACCUCCCUUAGAGCUGGGGUUCCGGGUCACUGCCGAAGACCUGGACCUGGAGAAGGAGGCGGCAUUCCAGCGCAUCAACAGUGAACUGCGGGCUGAGACCAGGGCCAUCUCGGACUGUAGACCCUCACGGCCUUCCCACACUUUGUCCUCACUUGCAACAGGGGCUUCUGGUCUGCCUGCCAUCUCUAAAGCACCCAGUAUGGAUGCACAGCAGGAGAGACACAAGUCCCAAGACUGCCUGGGCCCAGUGGCCCCCCUAGCUUCUGCUGCAGAGGUCCUCUCUACAGCUCCUGUGUCUGGGAAGAAGCACAGACCACCAGGCCCCCUUUUCUCCUCCUCAGAUACCUGUCCUGCCACCUCUUCCCACUCCCGGGACUCAGCCCAGGUGACCUCGCUGAUUCCUGCCCCCUUCCCAGCUGCAAGCAUGGAUGCGGGCAUCAGAAGAACAAGGCCUGGCACUUCUGCUCCUGCAGCUGCCACAGCAGCCCCUCCCCCCUCCACAUUGAACCCCACGUCGGGGUCACUACUGAAUGGAGUGGAUGGAGGCCCUUCACAUUUCUGGGCCUCAGCCGCAGCUGAAGCAGGUGCCCAGAGGUCAGAAGUCAGAUAUAACAAGAGAUCCCAGACCUCCUGGACGAGCUCGUGCACCACACGAAAUGCCAUCUCGAGUUCCUACAGCUCUACGGGAGGUCUCCCGGGGCUAAAGCAGAAGAGGGGGCCAGCUUCAUCCCACUGCCAGCUAACCCUCAGUUCCUCAAAGACAGUGAGUGAGGACGGACCUCAGGCUGUCUCUUCGGGUCACACCCGGUGUGAAAAGGCGGCAGAUAUAGCACCAGGGCAGACACUCGCCCCCAGGAAUGGCUCCCCCAGAUCCCAGGCCUCUAGGCCCCGUAGACGCAAGUUUCCCCUGCUGCCACGCAGGCGAGGGGAGCCUUUGAUGCUGCCACCUCCCUUAGAGCUGGGGUUCCGGGUCACUGCUGAAGACCUGGACCUGGAGAAGGAGGCGGCAUUCCAGCGCAUCAACAGUGAACUGCAGGCUGAGGCCAAGGCCAUCUCGGACUGCACACAGCCCUGCCAUUUUCAGAUGGAGGCAGUGGCCGGAAUGAAUGAACGGCAACAAUUGCUGGCAACCGGCAGAAGCUGAGAGACAGGGAACGGGCUCUUCUCCAGAGCCUCCAGGAGCCAGGCCUUUGAAUACCUCGAAUGUGGGCUUCUGGGAGACCAUGUGUUUCUGUUAUAAGCAGCCCAGUCUCUGGCAGUUUUUACGGCUGCCCCUGGAUGCUCAUCUACACCUGUCUGACAAGGUCAAGCUCCAAGGAAGGGAUUCUCUGCAUAUCUACAUUGUUUGCAGAUUUUACGAUAAUCAUU